Molecule: messenger RNA, 2669 nt
Organism: Scheffersomyces coipomensis
Lineage: Eukaryota; Fungi; Ascomycota; Pichiomycetes; Serinales; Debaryomycetaceae
Gene: SPB1
Product: 27S pre-rRNA (guanosine2922-2'-O)-methyltransferase
Exons: 1
Coding region: 93-2627 (844 amino acids)
Biological process (GO): rRNA methylation; maturation of 5.8S rRNA from tricistronic rRNA transcript (SSU-rRNA, 5.8S rRNA, LSU-rRNA); maturation of LSU-rRNA from tricistronic rRNA transcript (SSU-rRNA, 5.8S rRNA, LSU-rRNA)
Cellular component (GO): nucleolus; preribosome, large subunit precursor; nucleus
Molecular function (GO): rRNA (uridine-2'-O-ribose)-methyltransferase activity; rRNA (guanine) methyltransferase activity
Source: RefSeq, a predicted model, not a curated record
AAGCAGAGCAUCACAUAAAAUUUAUUUUAGAUAAUAAUAAGUAAAUUAAUUAUUCAAAAGGUAAAGACUAAACAUAUACUGAAUAGACUAACAUGGGUAAGACACAAAAGAAGAACAGUAAAGGUCGUUUAGAUCGUUACUAUUACUUAGCCAAAGAAAAGGGGUAUAGAGCUCGUUCUUCGUUCAAGAUUAUUCAAAUUAAUGAAAAGUAUGGUCACUUUUUAGAAAAAUCUAAAGUUGUGAUUGAUUUAUGUGCUGCUCCAGGGUCAUGGUGUCAAGUUGCUAGUCAGUUAUGUCCUGUUAACUCAUUGAUUAUUGGAGUUGAUAUUGUUCCUAUCAAACAUUUACCUAAUUGUAUUACCUUUCAAUCUGAUAUUACUACCGAUGAUUGUCGUUCUAAAUUAAGAGGUCAUAUGAAAACUUGGAAAGCUGAUACUGUUUUACAUGAUGGUGCACCAAAUGUUGGUUUAGGUUGGAUUCAAGAUGCUUUCACUCAAUCUCAAUUAACUUUACAAGCUUUAAAAUUAGCUGUAGACAAUUUAAAUGUUGGUGGAACAUUUGUGACUAAGAUUUUUAGAUCAAGAGAUUAUAAUAAUUUAAUGUGGAUUUUCCAACAAUUAUUUGAAAAAGUUGAAGCUACUAAACCACCAGCUUCUAGAAAUGUAUCUGCUGAAAUCUUUGUCGUUUGUAAAGGUUUCAAAGCUCCUAAAAAGUUAGAUCCAAGAUUAUUAGAUCCAAAAUCUGUAUUUGAAGAAUUAAAUACUAGUAAUAAGAAUAAUGAUAAUAUGGAAGCUAAAAUUUUCAAUCCUGAAAAGAAAAUGAGACAAAGACAAGGGUAUGAAGAAGGAGAUUAUUUAUUAUAUCAUGAGAUGGAUUUCUUAGAAUUCAUUAAGAAUGAAGAUCCAAUUAAUACCUUGGCAGGAUUAAAUAAAUUAGUUGAACCAUCAAAAGAAGAUCUUGAAUGGAAGAUAUUACGUAAAUUAAAGAAUUUCACUCCUGAAUUAUCAGAAUGUUUAAAAGAUUUAAAAGUUUUAGGUAGAAAAGAAUUUAAAAUGAUUUUAAAAUUUAGAAAAGCAUCUAGAGAAAUAUUAGGAUUAGACGAAGAUGAAAAUAAAGAUGAAAUUGAAGUUGAACCCUUAACUGAAGAACAACAAAUUGAUAAAGAUUUACAAGAUUUAGGAGAUAAGAGGAAACAAAGACAAAAGAGAGAAAAGAAAAGAUCAAAUGAAUUAAAACAAAAGGAAAUUGUUAGAAAUCAAAUGAAUAUGUUAACUGAUAUGAAUAUUGGGUUAGAAGCUGCUCAAUUAGGAUCUGAAUCAUUAUUUAAUUUAAAAACAGCCGAAAAGACAGGACAAUUAGAUAAAUUAGCUAAAGGUAAAAAGAGAAUUAUUUUUAAUGAUGAAGAAUUAGCUAAAGAUAAUGAUAUUCAUUUUGAUGAAGAAGAUAUAGAGAUGAAUUCUGGUGAUGAAGCUGAUGAAUUAGAAGCUCAAUUGGAUGAUAUGUAUAAUCAUUAUCAAGAAAGACAAUCGGAAAGAGAUGCUAAAUAUAGAGCCAAGAAAUUAAGAGGCGAUGGAGAUGAUGAACCAUGGGAUGGUAUAAGGAGUGAUGGAGAAGAUGAAGAAGGAGAAGAUACCAAAGAUUAUAUCAUGGAAGAUGACGGUGAAGAAGAUUCUGAUGGUGAUGAACAAAUCAGAUUAAUCACUGAAAGAAAAUCAAAGAAUGGAUUAUCCAGAGAUGCCAAAGUAUUUUUCCAAUCUGAUUCUAUAUUUAAUGAAUUUGAUGAUGCCAGUUUAUUAGAUGAAAUGAAGACUGAACAAGAAAAGAAACAAGCUGCUGCCAAUGGUGGUAAAGUUAAUGGUACUAGUAAUGGAAGCAGCAAUGGUAAUGGAAAAGUUGUUCCCCAAGGUGAUGAUAGUGAAUCAGAUGCCGAUUCCGAUUCCGAUUCCGAUAGUGAUUUUGAAAUUGUUCCAGCAGAAAAGGAAGUUCAAUAUGAAUCCGAUGAUGAUGAUUCAGAUGAUGGAAGUUCAUUAUCUCGUCAAUAUGCUAGAGCCAAGACUGAACAACAAAAAGUUGAUAUAGCGACAGUUGAAGCCAUGACCUUAGCACAUCAAGUUGCAUUAGGACAAAUGAAUAAACAUGAUUUAAUCGAUGAAGGUAUUAAUAGAUAUUCAUUCAGAGAUAAAGAUGGAUUACCAGAAUGGUUUCUUGAUGAUGAAAAGAGACAUUCUAAACUUAUAAAGCCAAUAACUAAAGAAGCAGCUUUAGCCAUUAAAGAAAAACAAAAACAAUUAAAUGCUAGACCUAUAAAGAAAGUAUUAGAAGCUCAAGGACGUAAGAAGAUGAGAGCCUUAAGAAGAUUAGAGAAAUUAAAGAAGAAAUCCGAUUUGAUUAAUGAAGAUAGUGGAAAAUCUGAAAAGGAUAAAGCUGAUGAAAUUCAAAAAUUAAUGAAGAAAUUAACUAAUAAACAAAAGAUGAAACCAAAAUUAACUUAUGUGGUUGCUAAGGGGGCCAAUAAAGGAUUAAGUGGUAGACCUAAAGGUGUUAAAGGUAAGUAUAGAAUGGUUGAUGGAGUUAUGAAGAAUGAGCAAAGGGCAUUAAAGAGAAUUGCAAAGAAGAAUAAGAAGUAAGCAUUAAGCAUAUAUAAAUAAAUAAAUAGAUUAUAACAUGUA